GUACUUGAUUGUUUUGACAGUAAGUGUUUUGAUGGUGGUACUGUUGUUUUGGUCGGGGAUUUCAUUUUUUUUUUUCAAAGGACCUUUCUCGGAGGUGUUUUUUCCUGUCAAGCCUGGUAAAACCCAGUUAGAUAUCAUAUCGCUUUGCCGUUUUGAAAUAGAAACAACCACUUUGGAAGGCUCUGUGCACUUUAUUCCAAGCAGGAUUUUAGAAGUUUGUUAUGUUACAUGUACAUGUAGGUGGUUGCAACUGAUUUGCAAACUGGAGAAAUGUUGUCCAGAUAUGGCAUUUUAACAGAGGUGUACACGUACAUAGAUGGUGCAAACGUUUCUUCCAGCUGUGCGACACCGAAGGUGAAAUCUUCCUCCAGUACUUCAAAGACAAUACCUGCACCAAGCUGAAGGGCACCAUCAACCUCCGGGAGUGUGAACAGGUGGACCAGGGCCUGUCCUUUGAGACCAAGAGCAAACUCAAAGAUGCCCACAUCUUUGACAUCGUGACCCAGCGUCGCAAGUACUUCCUGGUGACAGAGACGGAGGAGGAGAUGUUGCGGUGGGUCCACAGUAUCUGCUCUGCGUGUGGCUUCCAGUCUGAGGACUCUAUUUCUACAGUCUCGGACCAAACAGAUGGCCCAGGCUCUCCUGCAAGGUUUGCCGAAACACCCCUGAAUGUGGGGUCUCCUCCUAUAACUACCACCAGACCUCCCACUACAAAUGGCAAUGAAUCGUACAUCGAUAUUGCCGAGUGUGAGACCGGUAACCCUCUUGCUUCAAGCAACGGUUUGCCACCAAAGCUGAACGCCAAGGAAUCCCUUCCGCAGCAUGUUCCACAAGCCAGACAACCAAAGACUUAUAAUGACACCAUGAGCAGCACAUCCAGCAGUGCUCCUAGUGACUCCGCGCCUUCCCCACCUAACUCCAGACCGACGUCACAGGUUGAAGGAGCAGUCACUGAUGAUAUCUACGAUGUUCCUCCGGUUAGGCAAUCUGAUGAUGCUCCUCCGGUUCCAUUACGGCCUGCAGCAACGCUUGAAGAAUCUAUUUAUAAGGUAGUGCCACCGAGCAAGGAUCCAACUAGCUAUCGCUGUGAGAGUCAGCUGUCGUCAGCAUCCAGCAACAGGGGAUCGUUUUCGAACUCCGAUGACUUGGGAUCAGGACAGACUUAUGACUUAGUACCCAGUUUUAAUGAUAGAAGAUCCAGCGGAUUUGAGUCGGCGGAGAGCAACGGUCCUCAGUCAAACUAUGAGACACCUCCACCAAGGCCACCUCCACCUGUCACCGAGGACAUCUAUCAGGUUCCCCCUUCCAGACAAAGUUUGGACGCUGAAACAGACUGUUUGUAUGAUGUUCCUCCUAUGUCACCACAAAUUGACAAUACAUAUGAUAUGUUACCUAGUCCCAUGCAGAAGACACCUCUGCAGAACAUACCCUCACAUCUAAAAUCUCCUUCACAAAUCAGUACAUCCACCGACAACUUGGCUAGGUCCUUUGAGGAGAUAUCCCAACAAAAUGCCAAUCAGUCCCUCUUAAACGGGGAUCUAGAACACUCGACAUAUGAUCCAGUACCGGCAAUGGACCUGAAUGCAUCCAUUGGGUCGAACUGUUCUUUCGGUAGUGUCUUCAAGGACGUGGGUCCUUCCUCCACGGCUAUGGAAGCACCUCCUCGUCCUGCAAAGCCUCAGAGUAUGUGCCCCUCCACGCCGCCACCCAGUAUCGAUGAAAAGUAUGUUGCGCCCGCCCAACCCAACCAUCGCUUCUCACCCAGUGAAAUGAGAAGGCGGUUGACAAGCAUCGAGACCAAGAGUCCUCCCAGCAUGGCCAACCAUCAUCAACAUAAAUGGAUGGAUCAGGUGAUACAGCCACCUGGGUAUAUCAAUACCAAACGCUCCGGUACAGCGAAUCCUGGAAUGGCAAGACCGAACUCUUCUUUCAAUCCCAGAGGCUAUAUUCCCAUGAGGUCAAAUACUGUGUCUGGCGGCUCCAGGUCAACCUUCCCAGCCAAUGGUUUCCAGAAUGGCCAGCAGCCGCUACCGGGGAGUUAUAUGGCUAUGCAAGGAAGCAGCGAGAGUCCCAAAAGUGGACUUGGGGCACCUAUAUCGGAGGAGAGCUACAUGCACAUGCAGAGCCAGAAUGAAGGAAACCUGGACAUGUAUACCCUGAUGAUGAAUAACUCGGCCCCAGCGGUACCCCGAAGGCCACCCCGUCCAAGUACCAGCUCCAUCAUCAGUGUCUCGUCUACAGCCAGUGGAGAUAGUCUGCCGCCCCCUAUUGACAGGAGGAAUAAGCCGAGAAGUACCGACUCAGCUAUUCUUAACCCUGAGAUGCUUGGCAUGGAAGGAUCAUUCUACGCCACAGGUACAGAGCUUCCUGCUGACUUCCCGGUCCAGAAUCCCAGGACGAAGAGCUUCAGUAAAAGACCAUCAAGGCACAGAGAGUCCGGAGGUUUCCCGAGCACCCCGCCCCGCCCUCACAGGAGCGUGCACUCUUCUAGUAGCUCUCACACAGACUCCAUCGCACCACCGAUGGACGAAUCCUAUGUCUUCUCCGAACCCACCCCUAUUACUAAACCAAGGAUAGAGACCCGUCAUGCCAGCAUCGACUCGGCCAUCCACCCGCACCCCUCGCCGACCCUCCCGCCGCAGAGCCACACGGUGGAGUACCUGGAGCUGGCCCACGACAGCGACAGCCCCUCCACGUUGCCCCGCCCGCCCAAGCCGACCUCGCCCAAAGACCAGGUGGAGUAUAUCCACCUGGACAUGGAGAAGACAAAGGCGUUGCAGGAGGUGACCCAGAACAGGGAGGAGAGCUACAGGCCGAAGAACAAUGAUGGCGGAACCCUCAAGAGAUGAGAUGGUCUACCCCCCUCUAUAGUUGAAAAGCAAGACAGGCAUUACUAGUCAUACCUUGUCUAUCCAUAAAGGAGGGCUGCUAUGUUGAGGAAAAUCUGACCAGCAUUGACCAUGCUUUGAUGAUUGAGGUGCUCCAUAGCUGUCAGCAUCGCUCGACUUUGUCAAGAGCCUUGGGACAGCUAAAACUGUGGACCUUUGUGGAAAGCUGUUCUUUUCUAUGGGCAUCUCACAAUGGAUUUAUUACAUUUUUAUUACAUUUUAUAUUAAAGCAGUGAGUGAGUCAUAUUGCAACACAGAUGUACACUGUAUACAUUAAUAUUACAACUCUUUCAGAUCUUAAGUACACAUGGAUAUUAUAUUGAGAUGAUAUUGGAAGAUCAACUUUAAAAUUCACCGUGAUGACAUUUGUAGAUUAAUUGCUUCAUUUCGUGUUCCUCGUGUGGUUGUAUUUAUUGAAUUGGCUUGCAGUUGAAUUGCACUUGACAGAAUGAUGCAGUAUGGAAGUGAAUAUGCAUUUUUUUUCUUCAAACUAAAGUGAUCGUGGAUAUGUAACUGCUCCUGUGUUUGUGUUGUUUUGUGUACUUCCAAAGUACAGUUUGAAUUUUUAGCUCAAAGUUACGCUUGAGGAACUGCUAUGAGCAUCUUGUUUGGAUCAUGAAAUCACAUUCAAAUGCUACACAAUUUUUAUAAAGAUGAUCAGAUUACAAUUAAUGCCCCAAUUAUACUUCACUGGAAGGAUGUAUAUUUCAAUUUCAUAUGAAUAUAAAUGAUUAGAAAACCCAUUAUAUAGCUUCCGUAUUCCAGUUGUAAAGAUAUUUUAUACUCAACAGUUUUGUGAAAAACCACCCCCCACCUCACCCCUGAUGUGAAUGUACACUGUACAUGUAAUGCAGACCAAACAGUACCUCACAACACCAAAAUGGCAACAGUAUUAGCAUACACAUCCAUGUAAUCAUGAAUCAUGAAAACGAGUCUUCCCUUUUGCACAAUAGUGUACCAUCUCCACUCCCUGGGUAGCAUUCCAAUGUGAUAGGCUUCCAUAUUAUAAAGCUAAAGUUCUGCAGUAGACUCAUUUUGUUGCAAAUCAACAUGUAUUAUAACCAUUGUGGCUCUGAAUGCCAAUUUAAAGAUUGGAUAUGCAUUGGCAACAACUUGUCAGUGCAGAGUAAGGAAGUAAAAACAAGAGUGAUCUCUUACAUGAUACCAUCUUCUUAGAUGAUUUUCUUUCUCAAAUCUUAAAAAAAAAAUAACAUAGCUUGCAAUAUCUAUUUUCAUAUUUUCCCACAUCUCUGUUCAUUGUUUUGCUCAAAGGCAUCUAUUAAUAUCAAAGUCAUAUGUGUGUUAGUUUAUAUGGGGAAUUUGAAACCAUUUAGAUGCCGAAUCAAAUUUCGAGUGAAACUUGUCACCCCACUGAGAGCGUUCCCGUGGCAACAAGAUCGCUUUACGUGAAGUGAUUUUGAAAACCACUUUUGGGUGAUCAAAUGGGAACGCUAGCAAAGCGAUCUUCCACACUGGUUUCCUGAACCGGUUUCCAGUAUUAGUUUUAGAAAGUGUAAUGAGAACAGGGUCUAAAAACGUGACCAGAGCUUGAACCUCUGCAUCAAUAUGUAGCUUCCCCCAACUCACAGAGGAUUAUUGAUUUAUUAAUUUAUUCCUUUUGUCAAACAUUCAUUUAUUUUAUUACUGGUAACUUCAAGUGAGUUUUGAAUAAAGAACACAUUUUAGUUCACAUAGACUCAAAGUGAACAGCGACAUCUAGCGCGAUCUAGGACAAUAUUGCUUAUGAAAUUGUGUGAUGCAUAAAGUAAUUGAAAGAAAAAAUACAAUUGUGGUGAUGCAUUAUUAUAUAUUCAUACAAAAUUAUGUCUCACCGCGGUUUCUGCGACAUCCAUCUUUAUUUUUCUUGGCAGAAAUGGGUGAUUUGGCCAGAAAAGUUGCUGAGGUGUUGGUGCUGAAAAGCUAAGCCAAAAUUUCUCAUACUUUAAUAAGAUGCUUCAAGGACUUUGCUCUCAUUACCUUGUAAAUAGAAACAUUUAUUUCACGUUACAUCCCUUAUUCUGACUUAUACAUGUUAUACAGGGGAAGUUACAUGGGGGCAUAGGGCUAAUUUGCCCCCAAAAUUCUCUGAAAAAUGAAAUAAAUGAGCUAUAAUAAAAUGUAGCAAAUUUUUGCCUGUACAAAUCAAUGUGAUCGGGGUAUUGCUUGUGACAAUCUCACACAUAUUUGUUGUGUAUUUGCUUUGAUAUAUUUGUUAUCAAUUUGUGUGGCAUUAACGCUUUAUGCAAACCCUAAUUUAUUUUGAAACCCUUUGGCAUUGACAAGAAGAGGCAAAUCUUAAAGUAUGCAAAACAACUUAUCUGACAAAUAUCACUGUUGUAAUAUCACAUUUUUUUUACCAUUACUCCAUGUUGUCAUGGCAACCCUCUCGUUGCAAGAGAUAUGUAAAAUGAGCAAAUUCAUAGGGAAUAAACUUCCUCAUGGUGUCAUCAAGUUUGGAUGAAUACUUAUAGAUCAUUACCUUAAGAUCCCCUUCUUUGAAAUUCAUAAAAGAGCACUUUAGAGCACUUUAGACCAUGAAUAUGUACCUUGGUGCUCAAAAGUUAGUGAACCCCACCAGAAAAUGAACAUCUUUAAAGUGUUCAACUUCUGCCAUAUUUAAUUGUCAGGUGAUCAAAUAUUACAUUCAAUAAAGUUUGUUUCUCUUGACUCGCUGAACAUUGUAGUAUUGUCUGCAUUCAAUGCUCAGCUAUGAGCACAACUGUAUGGGAAGUGUCUCUGCAUGGACUAACAUGUCUGAAAAAAAAUACAGAAAAAGAAGAAGUAUUCUUUAAUUAUUAUUAUUUGUUUGGCGUCACCUGUGCCUGGGAGGCGAAAAGUGAACUGAAUCACUGUGACCCGCAGGUGUCUCCUCCCGAUAUAAGUGAUUAGGGGAGUGCAGGUGGACCACUACACCGGGGCUUCCCCCUAUCCCCCUAUUCUUAUGCGACCCUCCUCUACACGUUGCUUUCAUUUAACGUCCUAUCCGAGGGAUGGAGUGUUUUCCACAUAGCCUGCAUCUAUGGAGAAUGGGAGAGGGGUUUCAUAAUGCACAAUUAAAGUUUUUAAUCCUUGAGUGGAAUAUGUAUAGGUUCUUGUGUAUGGAAUCCACUGUAGAAAAAGUAGCAAUCAAUUGCAAUACAUUAAUCAAUCGCGACUUAAUUUGCAACCAAUCUGAAGUACACAUUUGGGUUUGAAUUUUUUCUGCAGUGGGCCCCUCAUCACAUAAAAAUGAAAGUGAAUGUGAAUUGAAUUUGAAUUAUAAUUUAUAAGACUUUCCUGAUUUUUUUUCAUGUUUGCCUUUGCUACAUAUUUCUUUUUCAUGGUAAAAAGUAAAUUUUUGUUCUUACUGUCAUUAAACUCACCCUAUCCAAGAAAUAUACAAACAUUUACUGCAGUUUUAUAAAGUAUACAUUAAUAUUUCACCCUCUUCUACUGAACGUGGGUAUUAAAACAAAGUUGACCACUUUGUACAAAAAAAAUGAAGAGAAAAAAAGAUAAAUUAUAUAUUUUAUCUACAGAAGGUUAAAAAGAAUAUAUUUAUUCAGUACUUCGAAUUAGUGGCAAUAUUUGUGAUAGAAUAUCGAUUACACAUUUUUUAUGCAGCUUGUUAUUAUCAAAUUUAGGGAAAAAUCAUGUCUCCUUCAAUGUUAAUUUUUUUCCAACAUGGAGAGACAAAAUAAUAUACUGGUAUGUAUUUAAAACAGAUUUGAGAAUAAUAUGAAUGUGAUAUAAUUAUUUUUAAAAAAUGAAAUUUUAGAUUUACUCGUAGAAUCUUUGAUGAUGUUUUUAAUGAUCAGUUCAUCAAAUCAAUACAUUAAUGAAAGGAGAUUCAUAAAGCUGCUCAUAGAGUUGAACAGGGCCCCAUCUUACAAAGAAUUACGAUUGAUCCAAUCAAUCUCAAGUAUAUGGAAAUCCAUCAAUGUCAUCAUUGUUUCUUAAGGAAAUUUGCUUAAUGUCCUUUGAAAACAAAGAGAAGCGUACUGAAUCUUCAAGAAAUAAUGAAUGUAUGAAUAUAGGUCAUAUCUAGAAAAUACUUUGAAAGAACUUGCAUCUUACAUGUUGACGUUGCUGGCCUUCCAUAGUUGUGAUAGAUUGGAUCAAUCGUUACGCAACGAACAUAAACUUUACACAUGCACCACAUAGACAGAUAUUCAUUAAAAAAUCUCACUC
This is a messenger RNA of Lytechinus pictus (painted urchin), 7058 nucleotides long. Its product is annotated as mucin-2-like. Gene Ontology annotation, molecular function: signaling adaptor activity. The coding region runs from base 546 to 2849 and encodes 767 amino acids. Gene Ontology annotation, cellular component: cytoplasm. The transcript is spliced from 7 exons. NCBI's taxonomy places the organism in Eukaryota, Metazoa, Echinodermata, Echinoidea, Temnopleuroida, Toxopneustidae. The record is from RefSeq and is a predicted model, not a curated record. Gene Ontology annotation, biological process: signal transduction.